Molecule: messenger RNA, 4724 nt
Organism: Pristis pectinata (smalltooth sawfish)
Lineage: Eukaryota; Metazoa; Chordata; Chondrichthyes; Rhinopristiformes; Pristidae
Product: proteinase-activated receptor 3-like
Exons: 2
Coding region: 31-1149 (372 amino acids)
Biological process (GO): thrombin-activated receptor signaling pathway; positive regulation of Rho protein signal transduction; blood coagulation
Cellular component (GO): membrane
Molecular function (GO): thrombin-activated receptor activity
Source: RefSeq, a predicted model, not a curated record
CACAGCUUGUUGGCAGACAUCUCCAUUACCAUGGCUCUGCUUGCACAGUGCCAAAGACUCAUCCUCUUUACGCUUUUGCUCUCAUCUGCUAUGCUCAGUCAAGUAAUUAAAGCAGAUAGUCCGGGUUUACGGAGCUUCUGGUUUUAUUCUAAUGGUACUACCAAUGUACUGAAUGAUUCAGCAAAGAGUCAUCUGACCAGUUCCAUUACCACAGUGAUGAUUCCGGUUAUUUCAAGCAUCAUCCUGAUUAUUGGGCUCCCGGCCAAUGGGCUGGCCCUUUUAGUUCUGGCCACCAAGGUCCAACGAAUGCCUUCCACUAUCUUCCUGAUGAACUUGGCCACAGCUGACCUUCUCCUGAUCCUGGUGCUGCCGUUCAAAAUCCACUAUCACUUUCAGGGCAACAACUGGCUCUUUGGCGAAGCGCUGUGUCGGAUGAUAACCGCCUUCUUCUAUGGGAACAUGUACUGCUCCAUCCUGCUCCUCACCUUCAUCAGCAUCGACAGAUACUUUGCUCUGGUCCAUCCAUUUUACUCCAAAGGCUUCAGAGACAAUAGGCUUGCUGUGGGUGCCUGCUUCAUGAUUUGGGCUUUUGUUGGACUCAUUAUGAUACCGUUUCUUCUCCGGAAGCAGGUGCACUCAUUCCAGGACCCAGACAUCACAACCUGCCAUGAUGCCUUGCCAGAAGAGUUGGAUUCUGAUUACUUCUUCUAUUAUUUUGUGUGUUUGAUUGCUGUUGGGUUUCUCAUUCCUUGUCUCAUUACUAUAUUUUGCUACGUGUCUAUAAUCAGGGCAUUGCUCAUUAGUGACGAGCCAUUUGGUCAAGCUAUAAGGAACAUGGUGUUGGUGCUGGUCGUGUAUGUGGUGUGUUUUGCCCCGAGUAAUAUCAUCCUACUCAUUCACCAUUCUGGCCUUCACUUCAUAGACACCAAUCACCUCUAUCUGUAUUACAUGACCUGCCUAAUGCUCAGCACCCUCAAUAACUGCAUUGACCCAUUCAUCUACUACUAUGUCUCUGAUGAGUUUCGGAAUAAAGUGAGAAGUGCAGUCUUUUCCAUGAAAAUGAAAAAUGACAAUUCAAGAAAAACAACCCAGCCACUGGUCCAGUCCAGCUCCUCCUCAGCAGCUGACAGUAAGACAUCAAGCAUCUGACCCAAUGUUUGAGCACAAGACUAACCAGUUAACCAGAGUAAUUUUUGAAGCAAAGCUCUCGAUGGCUUGAAUAUCAGAUACAAGAAACUCUAAUAUGGUGUUAUAAUCUUCUGAAAGGUUAAUCAAUUCUGAUCUCGACUAACGUUUGGUGGUUAGACACUAAUCACUAAUCUCACUGCAAUAAGUAAGGGUGAAUUUAGAAAAAAUCUCCCAUUAGAUUAGAAGUGCGAUUAAAGGUGAGGUUCACAUAAUAUAGGCUUUGAGUCGACAAAUUGCAGACACCAACAAGUAAUGUGCAGGUGGACGUGAAUAGGAUAUGGUGAACUGCGUAACCACUGAUACACCACUCAAUGUGGUCAAGUGAAGUGGUGGAGAAAAAAAGCAGAGUUUCCGAUGUUUAGGAUUGAUGCAGGUCAUUAAUGACGUGCACAGGAUGACAUAAACCUCAUGACUGUCACUGAAAGAGCCAUCGAAUCAUAGCAUCAUAGAAACAGGCCAUUCAGCCCACCAUGACCAUGCUGACCAGUGGGCAUCCAUCUGUAUUUAUCCCAUGUUCCAACAGUUGGUCCAUAGCUUCCAUGCCUAGGUGAUUAAAGUGCUCGUCUCAAACUUAAAUGCUGUCAGCAACUCUUCUCCCUCCAACGGUGUAUUCUGAUACUCACCAUUCUCUGGGUGAGAAAGGUCCCCCUCAGAUCCCCUCUAAAUCUCUUAUCCCUUACCCUAAACCUAUGUCCUCUAGUUUUAAUCACCUCUGAUAAAGGGAAAAGUUUCCUUCAGUCUACCCAAUAUACAUACUUCAUAAUUUUAUAUACCUCAAUCAUGACUCUUCUUAAUUAUUCCAGGGAAAACAGACCUUACUUCUCCAUUUUCUCCUCAUAACUAAAAUGGUCCAUUCCAGGCAACAUCUGUUCUGCACCUAAUCCAGUGUUGUUGCAUCUUUCCUACAGAGUGGUAUGCAGUACUCCAGAUGAGGUCUGACAAAUGUUUUAUAAAAUUGGAGCAUAACCUCCCUGCUCUUGUAUUCAAUGUCCAAAUCUUCCAUUUCUUAGCGCAUUUCACCAUCACAUCAAUAUCACCCUGUAGCCAAACACUACCCUCUGCACUGUCAACAACUCCACCAAUCUUCAUGUCAUCUGCAAGUUUACUGAUCAUGUCUCCUACAUCCACAUCCAAUUCAUUCACAUACUGUAUAUUACAAACAGCAAGAGUCCCAGCACCGAUCUCUAUGGAACACCACUAGUCAAGACAUCCAAUUACAAAAACAACCCUAUACAAUCACCCUCUGUCUUGUGUUGCCAAGCCAUUUUUGGAUCCAGUUUAGAAUCCAAAAUACCAAUUUGCCCUGGAUCCCAUGGCCCUAACCUUCUGGAACAGUCUCCCAUGUGGGACCUUGUUGAUGGUCUUACUGAAGUCCAUGUAAACCAUAUCUACUGCACUGCCUACAUUAAUACACUUUGUUACCUCCUCAAAAAAUUCAGUUAGAUUGCUCAGACAUUAUCUGCCCUUGACAAAACCAUGUUGGCUAUCUCUGAUUAUUCCUUGCCUUUCCAAUUGAUCAUUUGUCCUGUCUCUCAGAACUUUUUCCAAUGAUUUCUCAACAAUUGAUGUUAGGCGGUACAAACUGUAAUUGUUCUAAAUGCUUACAUGCCUUUUUUUUUAACUCAGGUGCUAACCCAACUGAAAUAGAAGAAUAUAGGGAAAGUAACUGUAAAAGAAAUCUGCCCAUUAACUUCAGUGUGAAAAAAAUUGUGAGAUGUUAGGAGAUGUAUUGAAAGUGAAUGAAUUUCACUCAGUUGUGUUGUGACUCAUAUACACACUUGCCAUGUCCAAAUAGUGACCUCCAGUUUGUGUGGCAGUGGCCUCUUUCACUGCAGUGUUACACUGCAGCAUGUCUAGCCAAGGACAGUAGUAGAGGGAGGUGUCUGUGUGGACUAUGGUGAGCUGCAGAACAUAAGAACAUGCAACAUGGAAAAUAGGAGCAGGAGUUGGCCAUAUGGCCACUCAUGCCUGCUCUUCCAUUCAAAAAGAUAAUGGCUAAAUCUGAUCCAGGCCUCAACUCUUCUUCACUGUUUGAUCCCUAUAAUCCUGAAGGAAAAUACCACUCUUGGCAUUUGGAAGGAAUUGGAAUGCAUCUUACAUUCUGUACCAUAACGUGGAACAUUGGAGGCCUUCCUCUGGUUUUCCAUCCUCAUCGCAAAGGCAUGUGCAUUGGUAGGGGGUUAAUUGCCUAGUGUGGUGCCAAAAUCCAGGGGCAGUUGAGAGUCAUGUGGAGAGAAUAAAAUGAUAUUAGCAUAGGAUUAGUGUGAAGGGGUGUUUGAUGGUUGGCACAGACUUGGUGGUCUGAAGGGGCAACUUCCAUGCUGUAUGACUCUAUGAUUCUAUGAUACAAGUUGUACAGAGUGUGGUUGUUCCUGUCACUCCAGAUAGUCAGUACCUUAGCUCAUUUGUGUUUAUCUAUGAGUUUGAGAGUAUGGUUUGUUAUUCAACAGAGGAAUAUUGCCACUUUGUUCCAGGCACUGGUUUUCUCAAAGGAUUUUCCUUGACUUCAGAAGGCAGGAGAGUAUUGUUUCUCAAGGCCUUGAUUUAAACUGUAAGCCAUACAUUUCUUAAAUAGUAAAAGCAAAAAUGGUGAAAGGUCUAGUUGCUAUGCCGAGGGAGACGAGUGAUGAAAUGCUCCCUUCAAGAACUGAUCAUGUCAGGGGUUGUCAGCAUGGGUUCCAUUACAUGUUCAGUGUCAGCAAAAGCUUUCAUCCUCAUGGAGACCCAGAGAUUAGAAAAGGUCUCGUCAGUUUAACCAUAAGCUAGAAAGAAUAAUAUGUUAAUUAGGAAUAUCAUUCUAGGGAACUACAUCAUCGCUUUCAUUUAUCUAUGUAAUGCAAAAUUUGUGGAUUUUCAAAUGCGGCAAAAUGUAUCAAAUUGCCUAUUUGUAAUGAACGUUUGAAUUUAUUACUUGGCUCAGAAUUGUAACUAUUAUCACGCAACCAUCAUUUGAUGUAAGCUAUUAAUUGUAAGUUAAACAUUUUUACAUGUACUGUCUCUUUAAUAAAUCCAUGAUAUUUGAUUUUCAGAGUAGAAGAAACUUAUUGAUUCAAGGAGCAAGUUACAAAUCAGCGCACUUUCAAUAACACUGGCUGAAUGGUGCCAUCAGUGAUACGCUAGUCUUUGGCUCUGGUAGAAGUAAGGCCUGUCCAGUUGCUCUCUUCUUCCCAGAACUUUCGUUUACUGAUUUACAGGGUGUAGAUGUCAUGGAUAAUGGCAGCAUUUAUUGUCCAUCCCUCGCUGCCACUGAACUGGGGAGGCUGCUAAACAUCAAUCACAUUGGUCAGCCAGACUGGGUGAGGAGGGCAUUGAAAGACGUUAGUGAACCAGUCACCAUCUGGUAGUUUCAUGGUUAUCAUUGCUGAGAUAAGGUUUAAUUCCAUUUACUUAAUUACCUGAAUUUAUUUCCCCAGCUGUGUGGUGGGAUUAAAACUCAUGGCUCUGGAUCCAUGGUACAGUGCUCUGGCUGUGAGUACAGUAACUUAACCAUUACACGACUGCAGUGAUAAAAAUGUAGCCACCAACAAGUCAGGCCA